AUGCCCGCGAACGGCGGCCUGAAUGAGUCUCCCAUCCUGAAGAAGUACGUGGAGAACGGCGAUGUUGUCGGCAUCUGCGUCAGCGGUGGCUUGGACUCGAAGACCGUGGCGCUGAGGCUACGCCUGGCAGGCGUGAAGGUCAAGUGCUUCACCGCCGACAUCGGCCAGCCGGACGAGGAGGACGUGAAUGACGUGGUCAAGAAGAUGGCACCUUGUGGAGUGGACACAGUGGUCGUGGACCUUAAGGACGAGAUCGCCGAAGGCGCAAUCGAGGCGGUGGCUGCCCAGGCCAUGUAUGACGGAGGCUACUGGCAAUCCACCGGCAUUGGCCGCUACGUGACCGCGAGGGGCUUGCUGGCGGAGAUGAAGAAGCACGGCUGCACCGUCCUGUCCCAUGGCGCGACGGGCCGUGGAAACGACCAGGUGCGCUUCGAGCGAUACGUCAACGUGAUCGAUCCUUCCUUCAAGGUCUACGCUCCAUGGCGAGACCCGGUCUUGCUGGAG
This is a messenger RNA of Symbiodinium natans, 504 nucleotides long. The record is from the annotation of a GenBank genome assembly. NCBI's taxonomy places the organism in Eukaryota, Dinophyceae, Suessiales, Symbiodiniaceae.